UUUCAGUUUCAGUUGGCCGAUGGUGCGCUUACAAAACGCCGGUUCUCGGCGGACGCGUUCGCUUUCGCGCUCCUCCAAAAAAAAACCGUUAACCCCGAGAACCCCGCACACACAGAUACUCUCACCCACUCACUAACACACACACACACACCCACACUUCAUUUUGGGGGCGGUGAAAGUGCAAUAAGAAAGUGCAACAGUGUGUGGCAGGGCAAGGGGAAGCGGUGUUUAUUAGGAGGGUUUUGGGCGGCACUCUGGAACCAACUUUGGCAAUUGGCUGGCGUUAUUUUUGGAUUAAGCAGCGCCAAAUUGUAACAGACGAACGAACAACGACCGACAAUUAACGAUUAACAUUAAGUCCACUUGAAGUAGGAUUCUUUUUAAAAACUGCCAGCAAAGAAGAAGAACAACAACAACAGAACACCGAUAGGCGGAAUUAAGUCGAGUAGAAAAUUUUGAAAAAUAUUUUUUAUCAACAAUAUUUUUGAAAAACUUUCGAAGACAUCCGAAGAAGUAGCACACAGAGAGCCUCGAGGCAAACAAAAGGCAGCCAAGAAGGAACCGAAGUUAAACAUUUCAAAGGAGCAACUUGAAUCCGCAGGAAGAAGCAGUCCAGAAAGGAUACACAUAUAUAUACGCAAAAUAUAUAUAGAAAAUGGCCGCCCUACAACGGAAACUGGUGCACAAGCAGUUCAACUCGCCCAUGGGCCUCUAUUCCCAGGAGAACGUGAAGGCCACCUUGAACCGCGAGCUGAAGGCCUUCGGCGGCGAGGGGAUUGAAGUCGACGACCAAAUCUCGAAGCCCCUGAACCUGGCCAACUCGGCCGUUCUGCGCGCCGUCGAAGAGGAAGAACAACAAGCCAAAUCUGAUUUCUACCCCACUGAAAGGCAGAGCCGCCGGCGUCAGCGUGGAGAGGGGGAUGCACUGCAUCACACGCUGCACCAGCAACUGCUGGACCAGAUCAAGACGGACUAUCUCAGCCACCAGCAGGACAUCACCAUCGAUCGGGACACCGUGCUGAAGAUCAAUCGACUGGCCACCAAACGGCAUUUGCUCAAGAGGGAUCACAGUUGGCCACCAUUGGAGCAGGAUGUGGCUAGCAAUGCCGAGUCCCAGGGUCAUCAGAUCUCCUGCAAUCCCUCGCACAGUAUUGAGGCUCUGAGAGAGAAGUUCCAGAGUCCCACAAGGAUUAUAGAACCAACGGCUAACCAGGUGAGGGAGCAGCGGCAAAGGGAGGGUGGCUCCAAGGAGAGAUCCAAAACGCCCCAAAGGAUUUCAGGUGACCGUGACCUAUCAGAGGUUUUCCAUCAAACUCCCGUCUCCAAAGGCUUCUCCGCUCCCGAAACCAAGGCAGCCGAUGUGGACUUGGGUUUGGUGGCACCACGAUGUGAAUACUACGAGCAGUUGGCCCACAAAAGGCCCUCAACUCCAACGCUACCCACUCCAGUCACACCUUACCGGCCAAGACCCAAGAGGCAGGCCUACUCCCUGGAUCGUGGACGCUCCCGUAAACGGACAGUGGGUGCUCCGGAAUUGCCACCACCCAAACCGAGGACUUCCAAGCCAAAAGUCCAACGCAGAUGCAUCAAACUGGCCACCGAGGUGAAGAUCUCCUAUGGCCACGACGGCGACAGCGAGGAGGAGCCCAAUUCUGGGCAAGAUGUGGACUUGGAGACCUUGCCGCUGCCGCCGACACCAGCUGCUGCGAAACUCAAUCAGGCGAAUACAGCGGGCCGUGGGGUAAUUGACAACCUGGCAGUUAAGCAGCAGCAGCAGAUGGCCCUUUCAUUGGCCACAAAUGGGAGCAUUAGCCAGCCGAAUCCGUACCCAAAUCCAAAUCCCUCGGCCAACACUCGUAUUGUGCCCGUUCGCGUGGAAACCUCGACGGAUCAGCUGAAGCUGAGUGCCCAGCAGAUCUACGACGACGCCUGUUCGUAUCUGCAGGAUCACCAGGAGAUGGAGGAGGAGCGGGAGAGUCCCACCUAUGUGAGUGCCACCGGUGGCAUCAAGUUGCUCCAGCGACAGGGCAGCAGCUCAAGCGCGCCAACAACUCCAAUUCCAGCGCGACCCACUCCACCGCCACCCGUGAUGCGUUCCAAGUCUGGCCAGGAUUCCCUCACCAAGGAGAAGCAAACGAGGAGGCAGGGCGGCAUCUACCGACUGGAGACCGACACGGAGAAGCAGCACGAGGCCCAUGUGGAGAUUGCCCAGCUGGAGGCGAAAUAUGCCCACAUACAGCAGUCCAUAGCAGAGCACUUACUGCAGAUCGAUGCCUAUAUGGAGAAUGCCAAGCAGGCGCUGCAGAGGAGUGCCCAAACCACACCGGUACCUACUCCUCCACCGCCACCACCUCCACCACCGCCACCACUCAUACCAGCCAGACCCAUUAGCUCCGGAUCCAAUGAUUCCUGGGAAAUUUUCGCACAUCGACAGUCACCCAUUUUGGCCGCGGAAAGUCCACUUCAAGCCAUACUUCGCCAGAUUUACACCCGGGCAGCUGGAUUACCCACGAGACUCUCGAAAGAGAUUAAAGAGGAAACCGCCGCGGAGGAGGAGGCGGAGGAAUCCCUAACCGAAAACGUGCCCAUUGUGGAGCGGGCUCUAGAGGAUCUGCACAAGAUUGCCGUGGCUCUAGAGCAAAAACCGGAAUCCGCGGAGCACAUGCACGUAGAAAUCCGGACAACGCCAGCUGUCAUUGAGGCGGAGCACGUAGUCAUCAAGGACGAGGACGAGGAGGUGGACGUGGAUGUGGAUGUGGACAUGGAGUAUAGACACGUAUCGGAUGUAAUUGCCAACUACGAGCAGUUGGCCAAAAAGGAGUUCGGGGAGUGGAAGGAGGAACAGGUGGGCAAGAAGGAAAUGGGGGAGGUUAAGGAUGUUAAGGAGGUACCACCCAAAACAGAGCUACGGAAAGCCAUAGAGGAGCAGCUGGCCAAAAAAGAGUUGAGGGAGGCUAAUAAGGUUAUUCCAGGGGAAGAGAAAAAAAUAUCUAUAAAAGAUGACAAACAGGAUGAAGAACCUUUAACCAAAAAGGAUAUAGGAAAAGAGGAAUUAGUUAAAAAAUCAGAAUUACAGGAGAGUAAAAAGGAGUUAGAAACAAGUAAGACCCAAGCAGAUCUUCCGAAAACUGAAGAAGUGAUGGAUAAAGAGAAGUCCUGCCUCCAUGAAGAGACCUUAACCUACUGCCAAGUUUGUGAUGAAAUGCGCUGCUCACCCAAUAACUGGGCAAAACUGAACAAAGCCGACCAGUGGCGCAUUGCUAACCUCCAGAACGAAUCUUUAAAGAACUACAAGGCCACUUAUGAGGUAAGAAGCCCUUACAUCUCGCGGCAGAUCUCCUGGGAGGACACGCAGUCGGCCAAGGAGAAUACCCCACCCGAGAAGCUGCAACGCCAGCGGAGCUUUGUGGAAAUUGUGACCACUCCAGCUACUCCAGAUUCUCCGCCACCAACGCCACCGCCUCCUCCACCGCCAAAAAAGAAUCACCCAACUUUGCAUCAACCGGAAACGGAAGUAACCUGGGAGCGGAGUCGUUCGCCCAGUCCGUUGCCUUCUCGCAAGUAUCCUGCUCCUCUCAUAGAAGCCCCACAGCGUUCCAGCUCACCUUAUGGUCUGAAUCCUGUCCAGACGAAGCCACCACCAUCACCUGUCAAUCUUCCGGUGAAGUACUCGCAUGUGCCGCAGCUGGAAGGCCACAAUAUUGGACUCCUGGUGAAAACCGCCACGGAGCCACUGCAGCAGAGCAUGUCGGCAUCCUCCUCAAUGCUGGCUGCCACGCCCCCGGCCACGCCCCGUUCUGCGGCACAGCCCUCGCCCUUCGAAUUCCCAAGUCUCGAGUCGGGGGAUCAGCACAAAUUCCGAUCCCUGGCUUCCUUCGACGAGGUGCAGCGGGAUUUCAACGUUAACCGAUCCUUCGAUAAUGUCUCGCCACGCCCAUAUUUGGGUAUUGAAGGCUACAAGCGUGUGGCCUGGCCACCGGCCUCGGAGGAGCGGAUCAUCCGGGAGUUCACCCCCCAGCCGCAGACCCAGAGCCCAGCUCCGGGCGCCGGGGGCUACUAUCCCCAGGCCCAGGCCCAGGCUCAGGCCCACGCGCCCGCGGCAGCUGCCCCACCCCAGGGACCCAUUUAUAACAACGUCCAGCCACGCACCACCCAAGCACCACCACAAAAUGUCUACGCCCCAGCACCACAGCAACCCACCUCCCAGUUUCCAGAUAGUUAUCCGCAUCACCAGCAGCAGCAGCAGCAGGAAACGCAGAUACCUGUGCAAUACACACAGGCACAGUUCAAUCGGCAGCGGUCGAGGGAACCCGUCCAGGUUCCAGCUCCAACUCCAGAUCCCGCCUCCCAUCCGAACUAUCAGUCGAACUAUCAACCGAACUAUCAAUCCAACUAUCCCCAGGAGUCGGUGCAGGCCGCUAACAAUGUGGGUGGUGGCUGGAAACACAUUGGUGCCCCGCUGCCCAAGUCGCGCAGUGAAUUUACCGCCGGAGGAGGAGACUAUCCUCCGUUCCAGGGAUCCUCGCAGCAGCAGCAGCAGCCAUCCUAUCAGCAGCCGCAGCAGCAGCAGCAGCAGUACGGUGCUCCUUCCUACGGUGGCUACCCGCAGCAGCAGCAACCGCAGCAACCUGCAGCACAGUGGCAACAGCAGCAGCAGCAACAGGUGCCACAGCAGCAAUAUCAGCCUCAAUCGCAGGCUCAGGCUCCCUAUCAGCCACCACAGUGGAACCAGCAGCAGCAGCAGCAGCCACCCCAACAGCAGCAGCCAUCGUACCAGGCUUCACCGUACCCGCAGCAGCAGCAGCAGCAACAACAGCAGCCAUCCUAUUACCCACAGCAAAACGGUGGCUCGACCUAUGCUCAACCCCCAUACAAUUCUUAUUCGCAGCCCCAGGUUCCGUACUCGCAGGAUCAGACCGAUCUGCAGCAGCAGCAGCAGCAGCAGCAGCUCCCUGGAGCCUUCGCUGGCCAGGAUAGCUACCGGGGCGCCAGUCCCGGGAUCAUCACCCUACGCAAGGAGGCGCCAGUCAGCCAGCAGCCUGCUCCAGUUUACUCUUCGCAGCCUGCCGCCGUCAGCUAUCAGGGAGGCAGCAAAUUGCGCGGAGAUUUGAAGUGGCCACCACCGGAGUACAAGGAGGCCGCGGCACGCGAGAACGAGGAGCGUCGCCAGUUGGCGUUGGGCCCCGUCUGCCGUCCCAGGAGAAUCAACCGGCAGGACUACACACCCUUCUUUGCCAAACACCAGUUGAACAAUGGCUAUCCCAGCUACAAGGUGCCACCCGGUACCCAGCACAUUUUCGGCUAAGUUAGGCGAUGGAAAUUAUAAGAUGCCAAGAACAACAACAGCAGAAAAUUCAAUGGAACCCACUUCAUAAUAAUACUGAAAACGAUCAUGUAUCUGUUACUAAAACGAAUCACUAACGAACAAAACUAUAUAUAGGAUAUAUACAAUUGUUAUACUAAUCUUAAAUGACCACUAACGACGCCAUAUAUAUACAUAUGUUACGAAACGAACCCAUGAUAGGUGAAUGCAAUACUACAGCAGGUGUGACUCCAUCCCAUGAAUCAUCUUCGGUAUUUUCUCGAUAAUGGAUGCCUGCUGAUUUUUCGAACAGAACGCACCCAUUAAAAGUGAUUAAGAUGAUGAUUCGUGGAUAUGGAACCCUGAUCCGGAUGCCCAGACGGGGCGAUGGAUAACGAUAUUCUCUAUGUAUCCAUACUAUAUACACAUAUUUGGAGCAUGUGCAUAUAGUAUGGCUAAGAUAGCAGAGCAGAACUAUAUACUACACCAUAUAGUGUUAGAUUCUAAGUUGAUUGUUACACUGUUAACUAGCUAAUGAAAUGGAAACGAUGCGACCCAAGACGGAAACUGAUAAUGAGAUUGAACCUUGUCUUAGAUUUAAGAGCAUUACUAAUCUAUUUAUUGUGAGCAUAUUCUAUUUAACGGAGAUCCUGUGGGGACGAUGAGCUCAAGGAACCAUUUCGGAACCAUCAACUGAUUGUAAAUUGUAAAAUGAGGGUCGAUCCUUUGGAGCAGUCCUCGCAGGAUUCUCAAUGUUUACUGUUUGAGUUUGCAUGCUUUUUGCUUAUAUCUCUACUAUAUGCACAUAUAUAUAUAUUUACUUUGACAUUGUUAAACUGCAAAUUAUAAAAAACCGUCAAUUAUCCCGCUAAGUAAGUUAUACAAGAGAUUAGGCGAUCAGGCCGAAAAAAAUCUGUGAGUUCCGAAAAUGCCAUUCAAGGAUAUUAAAAUCAACGAGCUCGUUCGAACCUCCCCGAUUAGCCCCUCCCAUCCGCCCGAGGUCGGCAUCUUAGUUCGCCCGCUGACCCCGGGCAAUAAUAUGAGGAUGUCCUUGCCUGCUGGACGAGCAGCCGCGAACUCAGUGCCCAGAUCUUGGCGGAUGGGACGAGGAUGCGGCCGGGACGAUGUCGAGGACGGGCCAAAAACUCUCAGACUUUACCAAUUACUAUGACCAGCAAUGUCUAUACCCAACUACACUACGAUGUAUAACUAUUAUGAAAUGAGAAACUAAAUAAACGGCAAGUUUUGAAUACUCGCGACGAGAAGAA
Molecule: messenger RNA, 6570 nt
Organism: Drosophila suzukii
Lineage: Eukaryota; Metazoa; Arthropoda; Insecta; Diptera; Drosophilidae
Source: RefSeq, a predicted model, not a curated record